UUUCUUAUCCACAUUAACUCUGAAUAAAAAGAAGGAUCUCAGCCUAAAAAAAAAUAAAAUAGAAUAAAUAAAUAAACAAACAAACAAACGGAUGAAACAUGAAAGGAUAUGCUCAUUCAACGCCACAAAAGAAAAAAACAAAACAAAAAAAACGGCAACAGAGAUUAGUUUUUUAUUUUCAAUUUUUUAAAAACAUGUUCUAGUAACAGAAGUGAUGUCCCAUGAGGCAGAACAAAUACAGCCCACCAUGCACCAAAUUUCUGGUCCAUGUUGGACUGCUGGAAUGACAUUUCCUAUGCUAAAAAACUACCCAAUAUUCAAAUUGAGAAAAAUAAAAAAAUACCCUCCAACUUUUCUUGACCACACACCUGUUUGACCUUCUAGAACUGCCACCUAACCUCUCCCCCUUCCCCAUCAAAACCAACACCUCCUCCCUCUCUUCUUCCUAUACCUCCUCCUGUCUCCUCUCAACUUCACCUACACCACCCUCCUCCUAUGCUCAUUUCAACUCUAGGGUAUUGUCUCUCAUUCUUUCUUGCUUUCCUUGCUUGAUUGGGUCUUGUUUUAUUCUGGCAAUUUCACUUUUUUGGGUACCCAAUUGAAGGGUUCUUGAUUUUCUUUCUUGUAUACACCUCCCUCUCAUUUGGGGAAGUUUUGUGUGUUAGGGUCAUAAAAAAUGCCACCUUUUGCAGAUUCAAGGCCUCCAUUGAAUGAAUUACAUCAAAACAAGCCAGACCCAAGUUCCAAUAUUGUCUCCAUUGAUGUUGGUGGUCAGCUCUUUCAAACCACCAAACAAACGCUAACCCUAGCUGGCCCCAAAUCCCUCUUCUCCAAAAUUUCCCAUUCUUCUGAUCAUCAAUAUGCUAUACCUUUCAUUGACAGAGACCCUGAAUUCUUCUCAAUCCUUCUCUCUCUUCUCCGAACUGGUCAUCUUCCAUCAAAAGCCAAAGCUUUCGAUCUCGAAGACCUAAUCUCCGAAGCCCAAUUCUACGGAAUCGAAAACCUCCUUCUCAAUUCCCACUCAAACCCAUCUCAAUUCGAAGCUUUCAAUCUCGAGAAAUCGUUGGUUUUGCCUCUGAACGGUCGUGAUUCACCAUCGGCGAUCUCCACCACACAAUUCGGGUCACUGCACGUAGCUCAUGGAAGCAAAAUCACAUCUUUUGAUUGGUCUCUGAGAAAAAAAUCAACAAUUUUGACUCAAUUCACGGCCGUUGAUUCCCUAUUGGCUUUGUCGUCGAAAAUCGCAGCCGCUGGUGCCACGGACUAUUCUGGGUUACAGGUGAUUGAUCUUGAUAAGGGUUUUGUUAGAGAGACAUUGAAUUGGGAAAAUGUUACUAGGUCUAGUUCAACAGUUCAGGCAAUUGGGUCAUCCCCACAAUACCUUUUCACUAGUUUCGAAUCGGGUCGAAGGAAUUCGAAUUCGAUUAUGGUUUAUGAUCUUCAAGAUAGUUUUCGACCCGUCACGGAGAUUGGUCACUCUGAAAUCUUUGGUGCAAAUCUUGAUUCAGCAAUUCCAGCAACAAAAUUGAGUUGGGUUUCAAGUCAUAAUCUGUUAAUGGCUUCUGGGUCUCACAGUGGACCCUCUGGAGUAUUGGGAAACAUCAAGUUUUGGGAUAUUAGGUCUGGAACUGUAGUCUGGGAAUUGAAGGAGAAAGUUGAUUGCUUUGCGGAUGUCACGGUUUCUGAUAAUCUUUCAGCAAUAUUCAAGGUUGGUGUGAAUUCAGGGGAGGUGUUCUUCACCGAUUUGAGGAAUAUUGGGAAUGCGAAUUCUUGGGUUUGUCUUGGUGAUGCAAGAAAGGUGAUCAAUGGGAAGAAGGAGGGCGUUGGGUGUAAGAUCGAAAGUCGCGGUAAUCAAGUAUUUUGCAGCAGAGGAGGAGAUUUGGAGCUGUGGUCAGAGGUUCUGAUUGGUUCUUCGAGGAAAGGAAGAGAUGGGUUGGAGGAGAGGGUGUUCAGAAAGAACUUAAUGGGGAGAGUGAAGGAUUUGGGAGGAAGUAGGAUAACCAGCUUGGGAUUUGGAGGGAACAAAAUGUUUGUGACGAGGAAGGAUCAGCAAUCUGUCGAGGUUUGGCAGAGUUCAGUAAGAGGAUUUUGAUCUCAAUUCUUUGUAGUUGGGAUUGGUAAAUAUGAUCUUAUUUAUAUUUUUACAGACUAGUAAAUUUUCUGUUUUCUAGAUUAGUUCUCAAUGUGAUUCAACUGUAGAUACUAUUGUUGUUGUUUUUAUUAUUUUUAAUUGCGUAUGCUUUGUGUUUUCUCAAGAAUCUACAGAUUUGUUGCUUAAUGUAAGGUAUGGAGAUGAAAUUAUUAUUAUGGAAACGAUGUUCGUUCUCUUUUUCUGUGGAUAAA
Messenger RNA from Camellia sinensis, 2343 nucleotides. Lineage: Eukaryota; Viridiplantae; Streptophyta; Magnoliopsida; Ericales; Theaceae. The record is from RefSeq and is a predicted model, not a curated record.